This is a messenger RNA of Solanum pennellii, 1593 nucleotides long. Its product is annotated as glucomannan 4-beta-mannosyltransferase 9-like. The transcript is spliced from 9 exons. The record is from RefSeq and is a predicted model, not a curated record. Gene Ontology annotation, cellular component: Golgi apparatus. Bases 1 to 1593 code for a protein of 530 amino acids. Gene Ontology annotation, molecular function: mannan synthase activity. NCBI's taxonomy places the organism in Eukaryota, Viridiplantae, Streptophyta, Magnoliopsida, Solanales, Solanaceae.
AUGGACGCGGUCUUCUCCUCCUCUCAAGCUUUGUUGAAUGCUCAUAGUGGCAUUACUAACCAUGUUGGAUUCAUUUGGCAACAAACUAGAACUCCUUUGGUUGUACAAUUUCUAAGAAUAAUUUUAUAUGUUUGUUUGGCCUUAUCAUUUAUGUUAUUUGUUGAGAGACUUUACAUGGGGAUUAUCAUAGCUUUUGUAAAAUUGUUUAGAAGAAAACCAGAGAAGAAGUACAAGUGGGAGCCACUUAAAGGUGAUUUGGAAUUAGGAAAUUAUUCAUAUCCUAUGGUUUUAGUGCAAAUACCAAUGUGCAAUGAAAAAGAGGUGUAUCAAUUGUCCAUUGGAGCAGCUUGUAACCUUUCAUGGCCAGCCAAUAGAAUUUUCAUCCAAGUUCUUGAUGAUUCUACUGACCCUACAAUUAAGGUGUUGGUGGAGGAAGAGUGCAGGAGAUGGGCAAGCAAAGGAGUUAACAUUAAGUAUGAGAUAAGAGGUAACAGGAAAGGGUACAAAGCUGGGGCUCUUAGAGAAGGAAUGAAGCAUAGUUAUGUGAAGCUUUGUAGUCAUGUAGCCAUCUUUGAUGCUGAUUUUCAACCCGAGCCCGAUUUCUUGGAGCGUAGCAUCCCGUUUCUGGUGCACAAUCCUGAAAUCGGACUCGUUCAAGCUCGUUGGGAAUUUGUGAAUGCUGAUGAGUGUUUGAUGACAAAAAUGCAAGAAAUGUCAUUUGGUUACCAUUUCACAGUGGAGCAAGAAGUUGGAUCUACAGCUCAUGCAUUUUUUGGCUUCAAUGGCACUGCUGGAGUUUGGAGAAUGUCAGCUCUUAAUGAGGCAGGGGGAUGGAAAGACAGAACAACUGUGGAAGACAUGGAUCUAGCAGUACGAGCCGGUUUAAAUGGCUGGAAAUUCGUCUAUGUUGAUGACCUUAAGGUGAAAAGUGAAUUGCCAAGCACGUUUAGGGCCUAUCGCAAUCAGCAACAUAGAUGGUCUUGUGGACCUGCUAAUCUUUUCAGAAAAAUGGCAAUGGAAAUUGCAACUAACAAGAAAGUUUCUGUAUGGAAGAAAUUUUACCUGAUUUACAGCUUCUUCUUUGUACGAAAGAUCAUAGCACACGUCGUGACAUUCAUCUUAUAUUGUGUUGUUAUUCCUGCAACGAUUUUCAUCCCUGAAGUUCAAGUACCUCGAUGGGGAACGAUAUACAUUCCUACAGCUAUCACUGUUCUCAAUAUACUUGGCUCCGCAAGAUCAAUGCAACUAGUGGUAUAUUGGAUCCUGUUUGAGAAUGUAAUGUCCCUUCAUCGGACAAAGGCAACGUUCAUUGGUCUUUUUGAAUCGGAGAGAGUGAAUGAAUGGAUAGUGACAGAGAAACUCGGAGAUGCUCUUAAGACCAAAAAGGGCUCAAAAGCACUGAAGAGACUUCAGUUUCGAGUUGGAGAGAGGGUACAUGUUCUUGAGCUUUUCGUUGGGUUGUACCUGCUGUUUUGUGGGUGGUACGACUACUCGUUUGGAAGGAACAAGUUCUAUGUAUACCUCUUACUCCAAGCUAUGGCGUUUUUCGUUGUUGGUUUUGGUUAUGUUGGUGUUUUUGUUCCAAAUUCUUGA